AUGAGAUUUGUUCGACAAAUGUUAGAGGUUAUAGUGCCUCAAUCCGAAACUGAUGAUUCGGUCGAUGUGUAUUCAAAGGAUAACUUUAGUGAAGUUUGUUUUAAUGUGUUUAGAGUAGCUGAUAAUGGUGAUUUAAUUCCUCCAUCCACCAAAUUUUCUCUUAGAAAAUUAUAUUUGCUAUCAACCAUUAAGGAUUAUUUGAUGAAGGCUAAAUGUGGGAUGGCUCGAAUAGGUCAGCCAAGUUCAACAGGUUUAGGUGGAAACGGUACUUGCUUUUAUUUGCUUCCCAAUGUUGUUAUCACAAACUCUCACGUGGCAAAUACAGAUGAAAUCCCAUUGAUCUACACAGGCACAUAUUCCGAAGCAGUUGAAGGCUAUUUUCAAAAACUCAAUCCUGUUGAAAGCAAGUUGCUUUUCUCUGGAUCAUCUAUGCAGCAUCAAAUGCGGAAAUAUAAUCAUUCCUUAACAAGAACACAUUUCCCUCAAGUUGACGAAACAUAUUUAGAUCCUAUUAUUUCUUUACGUGGUGAUUUUGGUUAUAUGGAUAUUUCCUUGCACAAAAUUGCAUUUCCAAAUAAUAUGCAAAGUUCUAAAGUAUUAAUGAUCCCCUGUCCAGAAAUCUUACAAGUUUCAGAUCCCAUAUUUACAAUGCAUUAUCCUGGAGUUGAAGGAACACAAUUUUCAAGUCUCCACAGCAACCAAUUUUCAAAUUAUUUACAUUGGGCACCAAAUGACAAUGUUGUUUCCGAUUUAUUUCAUGGUUAUGGAAAACUAUGCAUCAGUACUGGUAAAGUUCUGGCUCCAUAUGUUGAAGAGAAGCAAGAAAAUGGGAACAUUGAUUGGGUUCCAAAUACUUCACAUCAAUAUAACUCUCAAAACUCUAAUUUUCUUAUAACUAAUGAGAGCGUAACGAUAGGUUCAUCUGGAGGAUGUGUUCAAUCUCCAACAUGUAGGGUUAUUGAAAUUAAUGGAAUUACCUUAGUAGAGUUUCAUGCCAUCCAUUUUGGAGGACAAUUUGUCAAGUGUAAGAAUUGCUUAAAGCACAUCAAACAACAAAUGAAUGAAAAUGAUGAAGAUGAAUAUCCAUCCUUAUUCCAAGGUUUACCUCAAGAAUGGAACUUUUGCGAAGCAUGUCAAAAUGGAAAAGAAUCCUCCAAAAUGGUGUACAAUUACUCUGUUUCAGUUCAUCAUCCAUUGUUGAAACAAGUUUACAAGAAAUUAAUUGCACCAGAUUUGUUAACAGUAUUGAAUGUGAAUUUGUCUGAUGAGAGAUUAGAAAGGCUGAAACAAUAUUUAGACAUGUAA
This is a messenger RNA of Naegleria gruberi, 1305 nucleotides long. RefSeq lists its product as uncharacterized. NCBI's taxonomy places the organism in Eukaryota, Heterolobosea, Eutetramitea, Acrasida, Naegleriidae. The transcript has a single exon. Bases 1 to 1305 code for a protein of 434 amino acids. The record is from RefSeq and is a predicted model, not a curated record.